Anneissia japonica is the source of this 954-nucleotide messenger RNA. RefSeq lists its product as uncharacterized. Lineage: Eukaryota; Metazoa; Echinodermata; Crinoidea; Comatulida; Comatulidae. The record is from RefSeq and is a predicted model, not a curated record. Gene Ontology annotation, molecular function: nucleic acid binding. The transcript has a single exon. Gene Ontology annotation, biological process: DNA integration. The coding region runs from base 1 to 954 and encodes 317 amino acids.
AUGAGUACUGAGCUUCCGGAUGGUCCAUGGAGAUCGGUAGGAGUAGAUUUUCUGGGACCAUUACCAACAGGGGAUUACAUUCUCGUCGUUGUUGAUUAUUACAGUAGGUUCUAUGAAAUAGACAUUAUGAGAAGUACAACAGCUGAUAGAACUGUACGUUCACUAGAAAUUAUGUUUGCACGACAUGGCUUACCGCAAGUCAUUGUCAGUGAUAAUGGCCCACAAUUCAUAUCAGGAGAGUUUAGAGACUUUGUAGAGGUAAAUGGAAUUAAGCAUCAGAAGGUGACACCGAAAUGGGCACAAGCAAAUGGGGAGGUUGAACGUCACAAUAAAUCAAUCUUGAAGCGACUUAAGAUAGCGCAUACUAUGAAGAAAGAUUGGAAACGAGAGCUUACACGAUAUUUAGCUGUGUAUAGAACGACUCCUCAUCCUUCAACAGGCAAGACACCUGCUGAAUUGCUAAUGGGUAGGGCCUUAAGGACCAAAUUACCAGAAUUAGAGAGAGUGAUUGUAGACGAGGAGGUUAAAGAUAGAGAUCAGUUGAUGAAGUGGAAAUCAAGGCAGUAUGCGGACGCGGACAUGAAACGUAACGCACGUCACAGCGAUGUUAGACCAGGAGAUAGUGUUCUUCUUCGCCAGGAAGCGAGAGACAAUUUCUCGACAAAGUUUGAACCUAGAGGGUAUGACGUAGUUUCUAGAUAUGGUAAUCAAGUAACUAUAAGUGAUCGGAAUGAUGCAAACAGGCGUCGUCGGAAACGAAAUAUUACACAUGUGAAGAAGUUUUAUGGUAGUAGACCACAAACAGAUGAUGUCACAGUUGAGGAUACGGCACUCGAUGACUUAAUGGAAACUGUACAUGAGGAGGGUCCAACAAUCAAUGAGACCAAAAAUUCAGAACGGCAAAGGAGGUAUCCUCUGCGUAUUAGGAAGAAACCGGAUAGACUCGAUUUGUAA